Messenger RNA from Nannochloropsis gaditana CCMP526, 1803 nucleotides. RefSeq lists its product as uncharacterized. The record is from RefSeq and is a predicted model, not a curated record. Bases 1 to 1803 code for a protein of 600 amino acids. The transcript has 2 exons.
AUGACGGACAGCUCAGAUCCAGCGCCAGUGUCGCCAACCUCGAUUUGGUCCUCCCGCAUGCCCAGAGAGCUGGCCUCACUCGAGGAGAAGCUCAGGCGCGGAACAAGCACACGGACAUGUCGGGUCACGGUCCUGUCCAAGACGCUCGACAAUGACAACGGGGUCUGCAAGUGCACCGUUAUGCUCAAUCGUCGGGACGAGCAAGCAGACGACCGUGGACCGGACGAGGACGAGCCCUUGGACUUGGGAGAGACGGGAGGCGUCCUCCUCGAGGUGGACGCCUCCUCCCGGCCGGCAACAGGCGAGGGCACAGGGGUCUCGGGGGCCACGGCCUAUCCCUUCGUCCCUCCCAUCAUCAAUGUCAUACAAGGGAUUGACCUUUUACCGGCGGCAUACGUGGGAGAGGACGGCCGGACCCUGCUUCUGGCUGCGUUGAGGGCGUGGACGCCCAAGGUCGGGCUGGCGGACUUAGUCUUGGCGGCGGCUGAAGCAGUGCAGGGCUUCGAAGGUGCCCACGACGAGGAUCCUGAGACGAGAGGAUAUGAGCCCAACCAUGUUCUGGACGUCAGGCACCUCGGAGACCGGCUCUUUCCUGGCUCGGUGCCCCAGCAGGGAGGGGACAUGCUGCCCCGGUACUUGGUAGUGACGGAGGCCUGGGUCCUGAACGUCAAGGCGCACGAGGCCAAGCUGGGCUCUGUGGUGGUGGUGAAAGCCCGCCCCCAGGCGCACAUCGGCAAGCUGAGGUACAAGCAGGGUUGCUCGAUUUCGGUGGAGUUCCGAGACGGCGACCGGUGGCUCCUGGCCAUGUCCCGGGCCCAGGAGUGCGUCGAGGCGAUUCAGGAGGCACUGAGGGCGCGGGGCGUGGUGGGAUUCCGGACCAGCCAGGCCGCCCUUAACCACGUGGCGCGCGCACAGGCCUAUCUACAGGAGGCGCAGCNCCGGGAAGAGGCCGCGGAGGAGGGAGGGCACUGGACUCUGGCGCAGGUGCGGAGCGUGUGCGAUCUAUACAAGCAAGCGACAGAGCGAUUUGGGUCCUUCUCCUCGGAGGAAAGCAUAGCGAGGACAGGCGAGGCGGUAGGCCGGCUGCAGUCCUUCCUCAGCCGUCCCGAGGUUCAGGACUUGCUCGCUCGCACCGCCUCCCCGACCGGCGCGGAGCCACCGGAUUCGGACGAGAGCCCGGACCCUGAGGGCUCAGGAACGCUCUCGUCGCCGCCGGCGCGGAAAGGCGAGGUUUUGGCCGGGUCGGCCGUCGCGGACAUGGCGUCGGGAGAGGACGACGGGCUCAGCAGGGAGGAACGACGCCUCGCCCCUCUCUCGGAGCGGCUCAAGCACAUGCUGGACCUAAAUUUGCGCAAACCGGCCGCGGACGCCCGGGACAGGCUCCCCAGCCUCGACAGCACAUCCUCUUCCUCAGGUACCGGCGGAAAUAGCCGUACUGGCGCCGCCGUGGCGGGGGAGGGGCCGGCGCCAAUGAGAAGGGGGGGGGGCGUGGACGCGGAAUUGCACGAGCUUGACGAGGCGCUGGGUGAAGCCAGUAGGGAGUGGGAGGGUUUGCGAUCUCCCGGGCCAGUCCAGACAUUAGAAGAGCCUCUUACUGGAAGUGAGGAAGAGGAAAUUACUCAAUCCGACCAAGACUUGUUGGGCGUGGAAGAGGCUAGCGUGAUGCCGGCAAAGAAGGAGAACGGAGGAAACGGUGUCAUCCCGCACACAACGGUCCGCCUCUGCCUUGGAAUCGCCGGUGCCCUCCUGCGUGCUGGCUGCUGCCGCCGCAAAAUAGGGCCCAGGAGUUCUGGCAGGAUCUGA